GAAAUAAAUCAACCUGUCAAAAAAACUUUAAUCGCAAAAAAUAAUAAUACUCCUACUCCUACACCUGCAAAUAAAGUUGUUAAAAAACCAGAUGAAAAGGUAGGAUCUUCAAAUACAGAAUCUCAAAAAAAAAGUGAUGGCACAGAUGAUAAAUCUAAAAAGGAUGGCCAAGGUGCUGAUAAAACAAAAGGCACAAGUGCAGAUAGUAAAUCUAAAAACAAUGAUGAUAAUAAAUCGAAUGUACAAAAAUAUGGUUAUUUCUCAUGGUUAUGGAAGUAUUUUCAACCCAAAAAAACAGAAGUCAAAAAAUAA
Messenger RNA from Plasmodium gaboni, 312 nucleotides. RefSeq lists its product as hypothetical. Lineage: Eukaryota; Apicomplexa; Aconoidasida; Haemosporida; Plasmodiidae. The annotation marks the transcript as partial. The transcript has a single exon. The record is from RefSeq and is a predicted model, not a curated record.